Cornus florida is the source of this 1640-nucleotide messenger RNA. RefSeq names its product protein CANDIDATE G-PROTEIN COUPLED RECEPTOR 7-like. Lineage: Eukaryota; Viridiplantae; Streptophyta; Magnoliopsida; Cornales; Cornaceae. The transcript has a single exon. The record is from RefSeq and is a predicted model, not a curated record. Gene Ontology annotation, biological process: transport. The coding region runs from base 119 to 1450 and encodes 443 amino acids. Gene Ontology annotation, cellular component: membrane; Golgi apparatus.
ACCAAUAUAAAAGCUCAAAAUAUUUGGAUUUUUGAAUCCCAUGGCAUUCGCGUUCUUCACCUUUCUUCUACCAUAACCAUUGAGCAUUUUAGAGAGAGAAAGUGAGAGACCGCUAACAAUGGCAGCCAAUUCCGGACGAUUCUUCUCUCUCCUCACCCUCACCGUCGCUCUCUUCUUCGCCACCACCACCACCGUCGCCGAGAUUCGAUUCAAAGAGAUCCGCUCCGAUGACCGAUCCACCAUCCCCUUCGACGAAUUCGGGUUCACCCACAACGGUCGUCUCGACCUCAACGUCUCCCAAAUCUCCCUCUCAAACCCUAACCCUCACAUCCGCACCAACCCCGACAAGGUCGGCUUCUUCCUCUGCACCCGAGAAUCCUGGAUUCACGUCGUCGAUCAACUCCGGGAUGGCGAAAUCGCUUGCCCUAUCGAUUCCGAUGUCGUUAAACAACUCUUCGCGUUCAACCAGCUCAACGGCACCGAUCGAAUCAACACCAGCUUCAAAGUCACCGAUUCGAAUCAAUUCUCUCUCGUUUUCACCAAUUGCGUUCCCUUUCUCCGAGUCUCGAUGAACGUCCAAUCUGCUAUGUACAAUCUCGACGCCAAAUCAGGCCAUCGCGAUUACUUGUCUGCCGGUAAAACAAUUCUACCUUCCAUUUACUUCGUGUUUUUCUUGAUCUAUGCCACAAUCAUCUGUGUUUGGCUAUUCAUUCUUUACAAUAAACGAUUGUCGGUUUUCCACAUCCAUUUCUUCAUGCUCGCUGUGGUGACUUUGAAAGCUUUGAAUUUGUUGUGUGAGACCGAGGACAAAUCGUUUAUCAAGAGGACUGGUUCUGCCCAUGGAUGGGACAUUCUGUUCUAUAUAUUUAGCUUUUUGAAGGGAAUUACAUUGUUCACUUUGAUUGUGUUAAUUGGGACUGGCUGGUCAUUCUUGAAACCCUAUUUGCAAGACAGGGAAAAGAAGGUUUUGAUGAUUGUGAUACCACUGCAAGUUGUUGCAAAUGUGGCUCAGGUGGCAAUUGAUGAGAGUGGUCCGUAUGGGCAUGACUUGUAUACUUGGAAGCAAGUGUUCUUGCUUGUUGAUGUCAUUUGCUGCUGUGCUGUUCUGUUUCCGAUUGUGUGGUCGAUUAAGAAUCUGCGCGAGGCGGCUAAGACUGACGGGAAGGCUGCUGUGAACUUGAUGAAAUUGACAUUGUUUAGGCAGUAUUAUGUUAUUGUUAUCUGUUACAUUUACUUCACCCGGGUUGUGGUUUAUGCUUUGGAGACGAUUACUUCGUAUCAGUAUCAGUGGACGAGUGUCGUGGCUUCUGAAUUCGUUACCCUUGGAUUUUAUGUUUUCACUGGAUACAAUUUUAGGCCUGAGGUGCACAACCCUUAUUUUGCACUUGAUGAUGAAGAGGAGGAAGCUGCAGCUGAGGCAUUGAAGCUCGAAGAUGAAUUUGAAUUGUAAUUUCUCCUUUUGGUGAUUGCAGAGCUGUGAUGGUACCUGUACCAUGCCUGAGGAGAUGGAACCGUGAUAGAGCUAGCAAGUUCAAAAUAGGAAUUCAGAUACCAGAUGUUUUAAUUUUUUUUAUAUAUUAAUUCAUUAACUUUUUGUUUAACUUACUUACAUAAUGAGCAAUCUCUUUCAAUUUUGCUUG